AUGAUUCCCUUGUUCCAUGCUGCUGGUCACAUCGCAUAUGCAAUAUCUGCCCGUCUCUACCUUGAUCAGAUGAAAGGGCUGAUGGAUAUCAUGUCUGCUGAGCAAUAUUAUGCUUUCAAGAAGAGAGCAAGUGUUGUCAUUGCUGGGAAGCGUGUCAAUGCGGAUCAAUCUGUUGCUCUUAGCAUAAAAGCUUCUUUGGCUGUUACUGGGCAAACGUAUGCCAACAUGAUGUUGAAGAGAAACGGCAGAGUGACCAGCAUCAAUGUGAAAUGUGGAACCUUUGACUGUGCCGAGAAAGCUGAAUGUGUUAACGACUUCUGUACAUGUCCCACUGGUUACCAUGGUGAUGGUUACCACGGUUGCUACCAAGAUAGUCGCUGUGGCUGUUACUCUCACGGGGACCCGAAACUCGUGUCGUUUGACAAAGCCACGUACGACCUGCCGGUCCCCUGUAUGUACGUCAUGUCCCGCUACCAAAGCGACACCUGCAACUGGGACAUCUUACUGGAGGCUGAACACAGGAGCUACGUCAGGGACAACUCCUCCGUGUGGAUCAAACGCGUCGUGUGGACCAUCAACGGCGAGUCGGGGGAGAUCAACAGAAAUGGCAUCAUGUUUGACGUCUCUGGCUCUCUUCAAACGAUGAACAUUCCAUAUGACAGCGUCGAUAUCUCACUGCGCAGGAUUAGCAAAUUUUACCAAAUCCUGUCGUCUGUGUGCGACCUUGACCUCCGAUUCGACGGGAGGGUGACGGCGUCGCUGGACGUGCCCGGCAAUCUGAACGAGUCAGCCAUGCUCGGAAUGUGCGGCGACUGCGACGGGGCGCAGACUGAAACCAUAACGGUCGUAGGGCUCAACGAAACGGGGACGUCCAGAACAAACAAACUCUUUUCCUUCUUCCACAUCACCCCCGAAGAGUCUGGAAGCGUAUGUGUUGGUGCUGUUGAUAUUUAUUCAUCCUGCACGCCGGACUAUUUAAAGCUAGCUUUUGACAAAUCUCUGUGUGGAGGAAUUUUCGAUCCAGAUGGGCCGUUCACCGCCUGUCGUCAGUCACAGAUUAACACCGAUCUGGCGGCCAUUUACUACUUCCAGUGCCUGCACGAUUUCUGCCUCACAGAUGAGACUGCCGCGUGUGACGUGCUGGGAGCCAUGGCGACCGCGUGUAACUUACAGGCAGAAGUCUUGACCUGCUAGGCCCUAAUCCAUAUUGCAACAAAAUUCAUAUUUGUGUUCAAUGUCGUUCUACAAACGUUUGGACCCGCUAAUCUUGCAUGAUACAGACGUUUUGACCUCGAUAAAGUUUUAUAGUUUUGUGUAUAAUUUGACCUGCUAAUCUAAAUUGCAAUAAGUCUUGGAUUAAUUUUGUGUAGUUGUUCUACAGUCGUUUUGACCUACUAAUCAAUGUUGCAAUAAAUGUGAUAUUUGUGUUGUGUCAUUCUACAAACGGUUUGACCAGCUAUGUUGAAAUAAAAAAAUAUUGUAUUAAUUUUGUGUAGUCGCUCUACAUGUUUUGACCUUUGAAUCCAUGUUGCAAUAAGGCUUGAUAUCCGUGUAUACGGUUCUGCAUUUUGACUGGUUAAUUAAUCUUGCAAUAAGACUUACAUUCGUGUACUGUGUAGUUCUACAAAAAAUUUGACCAUCUAAUCCAUCUUGCAAUAAAAGAAAUUUUAAAAAUCU
Gigantopelta aegis is the source of this 1677-nucleotide messenger RNA. RefSeq names its product zonadhesin-like. NCBI's taxonomy places the organism in Eukaryota, Metazoa, Mollusca, Gastropoda, Neomphalida, Peltospiridae. The coding region runs from base 1 to 1194 and encodes 397 amino acids. The transcript has 6 exons. The record is from RefSeq and is a predicted model, not a curated record.